CACUACGAUCAGGCAACCAGCAGCAGCGAGCAACGCUUUCUCUCUCCCCCCCGACCUAAACAAUGACUACUACCAGCACCACUGAGCGGAGGUCGGGGAUCCAGUAGCAUGCGUAAAACACGGCACCAAAUCUCUCCAUUUCGCCGCUUUUCCAAACCGUUGACUUUAACGCGCCAGCUGUAAACAUGUGGAUACCCACUGAACACGAGAAAUACGGCGUCGUGUUGGCCAGCUUCAGAGGGACCGUUCAGCAUGGCCUCCCGCUGGAAAUCGGAGACACGGUGCAGAUCCUGGAGAAAUGCGAAGGCUGGUACCGUGGAUUCAUCCUGAAGAACCCCAACACCAAGGGGAUCUUCCCAUGCAGCUACAUCCACUUGAAGAGCGCCCACAUCAAGAACAAAGGGCAGUUUGAGACGGUCAUCCCAACGGAGGACUCCGUCAUCACCGAGAUGACCUCGACCCUCAGAGACUGGGGGGCGAUGUGGAAGCAGCUCUAUGUGAAGAACGAGGGUGACCUGUUCCACCGGCUGUGGCACGUGAUGAACGAGAUCCUGGACCUGCGGCGGCAGGUGCUGGUCGGCCAUCUGACGAACGACCGCAUGAGGGACGUCAAGCAGCACAUCACGGCCCGGCUGGACUGGGGCAACGAGCAGCUGUGCCUGGACCUGGUGCCCCGGAGAGAGUUCAGCAUGGUGGACCCCGACGAGAUCAGCGUCACAGAGCUCUACAGACUGAUGGAGCACCGUCAUCGUAAGAAGGACACCCCCGUGCCGGCCAGCACCCACCACCUCUUUGUCAACAUGAAGAGCUUAAUGGGCGCCAACCUGGGGGAGGAGCUCGAGGUCUUCUUCCACAUCUAUGACGGACGGGAGAAUAAACCAAUCAGUGAGCGAUUCUUUGUGAGACUCAAUAAGACUGGAGUGCCCAAGUCCCCGGAGAAGACGGAGAGACAAUGCACUCUGUUUGUGGAUCUGGGCAGCAGCGACCUGAGGAAAGAUGUUUACAUUGUGGUUCACAUCGUCAGAAUAGGGAGGAUGGGCACGGGGGAGAAGAAGAGCCUGUGUAGCGUUCAGUACCGCCGCCCGUUUGGCUGUGCGGUGGUCAGCAUCGCAGACCUGCUCACCGCAGACUCCAAAGACGACCACCUGCUCAAAGUCUACUCGUGUACCACGGAGAGCGAGUGGCACCAGAUCCACGAGAACCUCAUCAAGAAGGCCAGCUCCCGAUACAACCUGUCUGGCUCCAACACAGGCUUGUCGGUGGCUCUCCAGCUCCUUCACGGGGACAUAGACCAGCUGAGGAGGGAGUACCUGGUCCUGUUCAAGCGCGGUGUCUCCAUCACCAGGAAGCUGGGCUUCUCUGAUGUCAUCAUGCCAGGAGAGCUGCGCAACGACCUCUACAUCACCCUGGAGAGGGGCGAGUUUGAAAAGGGCGGGAAGAGCGUGGCGCGCAACGUGGAGGUGACCGUGUACGUGCUCGACAUCGACGGGCAGAUCCUCAAGAGUCACGUUGCGGCGGGGUCUGGUGAGCCCGGUGGGGACGACUACCACUCGCUGGUGCUGUACCACAACAACACCCCCCGCUGGGCGGAGCACGUCAAGCUGCCCAUCCCCGUGGACAUGUUCCGCGGCUCGCACGUCCGCUUCGAGUUCAGACACUGCUCCACCAAAGACAAGGGGGAGAAGAAGCUGUUUGGCUACUCCUUCGUGCCGCUGAUGCAGGAGGACGGACGGACACUGCCGGACGGCACGCAUGAGCUCAUCAUCCACAAGUGCGAGGAGAACGCCAACCUCGGUGAGUGCAGUCGCUACAUCAAGCUGCCCUUCUCCAAGACCAACCUGCCGGCCAACAACCAGACCCUCAAGUCCACCAAGGAGUCCUUCUGGAUCACCAGCUUCCUGUGCUCCACCAAGCUCACGCAGAACGGUGACAUGCUGGACCUGUUAAAGUGGCGGGCCCACCCUGAGCGCAUCAACGACAGCCUUUCCAAACUGAAGGAGAUCGAUGGCUCUGAGAUCGUUAAGUUCCUGCAAGACACCCUGGACACUCUGUUUGGUAUUCUGGACGAGAGCUCCAAGAGAUACGGGCUCAAGGUGUUUGAUUCGCUGGUUCACAUUAUAAACCUUCUCCAGGACAGCAAGUUCCAGCAUUUCAAACCAGUCAUGGACACGUACAUUGAGAGCCACUUCGCCGGAGCACUGUCAUACAGGGACCUCAUCAAGGUGCUGAAGUGGUACGUGGAUCGCAUCGUGGAAGCAGAGCAUCAGGAUCACAUCCAGCAGGUGCUAAAGGCUAGCGAGUACAUCUUCAAGUACAUCAUCCAGUCCCGCCGGCUCUACUCGCUCGCCACCGGCGGCCAGAACGAGGACGAGUUCCGGAUCUGCGUCCACGAGCUCUUCAUGUCCAUCCGCUUCUUCCUGUCCCAGGAAAACAAGCCCGCCUGCCCCGUCACGCAGACACAGGCGGUGUUCCUACGGACCUUCCCGGCGAUCUACGCUGAGCUGCUGAAGAUCUUCACGGUGCGCGAGGUGGCUGGCUUCGUCCGCGAGACGCUGGCCAGCCUGCCUACCACGGCUCAGUCAGAGUGCCCCCUAGAGGCCGUGAAGCUGCAGUGCAUCGCCAAGACGGUGGAGAGCCAGCUGUACACCAACCCGGAGUCGCGGUGCGUCCUGGUCCCGGUGGUUCUGCGCCUCCUCCAGGCCCACAUGCAGGAGCAGCGGGAGCUGGUGAUGUGCGCUCGCAUCCUCACCUCCAUGCUGUCGCUCAUCAAGAAGGAGGAGACCGGCACGCCCGAGCCGGUGAUGUCUGAGGAGGUGGAGCUUAUCGUGGACAGCCUGCUGGGGGUGCUCCUACGGACCAUCCUGGAGAUCACCAACAGACCCCAGCCCGCGGGGUCCUCCCUCAGGCUGCAGUUCCAGGACGUCACCGGGGAGUUUGUGGGCUGUCUGCUGGCACUGCUCAGGGAGAUGAGUGACCGACACUACCAGCAGCUGCUGCAGUCCUUCACCAGCAAGGAAGACCUACGGGACUUCCUCCUGCAAAUCUUCACCGUGUUCAGGAUUCUGAUUCGCCCAGAGAUGUUUCCCAAAGACUGGACCGUGAUGCGAUUGGUCACCAACAAUGUCAUCAUCACAACGGUGCUAUAUCUGUCUGAUGCACUGAGAAAGAACUUCCUCAAUGACAAGUUUGACUACAAGGUGUGGGACUCGUAUUUCUACCUAUCGGUGAUCUUCAUCAACCAGCCCUGCCUCCAGCUGGAGUCCUUCUCCCCCUCGAAGAGGAAGAGGAUCCUCGAGAAAUACGGGGACAUGAGGGUGAUGAUGGGGUGUGAGAUCUUCAGCAUGUGGCAGAAUUUAGGGGAGCACAAGCUGAACUUCAUCCCGGCUAUGAUCGGGCCCUUCCUGGAGGUCACGCUGGUGCCGCAGCCCGACCUCCGGAACGUCAUGAUCCCCAUCUUCCACGACAUGAUGGACUGGGAGCAGAGGCGCAGCGGGAACUUCAAGCAGGUGGAGGCCAAGCUGAUCGACAAGCUGGACAGCCUAAUGUCUGAGGGGAAGGGCGACGAGACCUACCGGGAGCUCUUCAACAGCAUCCUGCUAAAGAAGAUCGAGCGAGAGACAUGGAGAGAGAGUGGCAUCUCUCUGAUUGCCACUGUCACGCGUCUAAUGGAGAGGCUGCUGGACUACAGGGACUGCAUGAAGCUGGGCGAGGUGGACGGCAAGAAGAUAGGCUGCACCGUCAGCCUCCUGAACUUCUACAAGACGGAGCUGAACAAGGAGGAGAUGUACAUCCGCUACAUCCACAAGCUGUACGACUUGCACCUCAAAGCACAGAACUAUACCGAGGCCUCGUACACGCUCCUGCUGUACGACGAGCUGCUGGAGUGGUCGGAGCGCCCGCUCCGGGAGUUCCUCAACUACCCCAUGCAGAGCGAGUGGCAGCGGAAGGAGUGCCUCCACCUCACCAUCGUCCAGAACUUCGACCGGGGAAAGUGUUGGGAGAAUGGGAUUAUCUUGUGUCGAGAGCUGGCCGACCAAUAUGAGUCCUUCUACGACUACAGGAACUUGAGCAAGAUGAGAAUGAUGGAAGCGUCCCUCUACGACAAAAUCAUGGACCAGCAAAGGCUAGAACCUGAAUUCUUCCGAGUGGGUUUCUAUGGAAAGAAGUUCCCCUUCUUCCUACGGAACAAGGAGUUUGUGUGCCGUGGCCAUGACUACGAGAGGCUGGAGGCCUUUCAGCAGCGGAUGCUCAACGAAUUCCCCUACGCCAUAGCCAUGCAGCACGUGAACCAGCCCGACCAAACCAUCUACCAGGCAGAGGCCCAGUACCUGCAGAUCUACGCCGUGACCCCCAUCCCGGAGAGCCAGGACGUGCUGCAGCGGGACGGCGUGCCCGACAACAUCAAGAGCUUCUACAAGUUCAACCACAUCUGGCGCUUCCGCUACGAUCGGCCGUUCCACAAAGGCACCAAGGACAAGGAGAACGAGUUCAAGAGCUUAUGGGUGGAGAGAACGACACUCACUCUGGUGCAGAGUCUACCCGGCAUCUCAAGAUGGUUCGAGGUGGACAAAAGAGAGUUGGUGGAGGUGAGCCCGCUGGAGAACGCCAUCGAGGUGAUCGAGAACAAGAACCUGCAGCUGCGGACGCUGAUCAGCCAGUGUCAGAGCCGGCAGAUGCAGAACGUCAACCCCCUGACCAUGUGCCUCAACGGGGUGGUGGACGCCGCCGUCAACGGGGGUCUGGCCCGCUACCAGGAGGCCUUCUUCGUGAAGGACUACGUGAUGAACCACCCAGAGGACGGGGACAAGAUCACCCGCCUGAGGGAGCUCAUGUUCGAACAGGCGCACAUCCUGGAGUACGGUCUGGCCGUGCACGAGAAGUACGUCCCUCAGGAUAUGAGGCCUCUGCAUAAGAAGCUGGUGGACCAGUUCCACCUCAUGAAGUCCAGUCUGGGAAUACAGGAGUUUCCGGCGUACGUGCGCGCCAGUCCCGUGCACUUCACCAACGGAAGCCCGCGCACGUGCAGGAACUCGGUGCCCAACAUCAUCAGUCCAGAGGGAGGCAGGGGGGGGGUGGCCCGACGCAGUCCCCUCAGCUACCCGGCUGCGAACCGCUACUCGUCUUCGUCGCUGUCGUCCCAGGCCUCCAACGAAGUCAGCAACAUCACGGGCCAAUCAGAGAGCUCAGACGAGGUCUUCAACAUGCAGCCCAGCCCCUCUACCUCGAGCCUCAGCUCCAACCACUCCGCCUCGCCUAACGUGACGAGCUCAGCCCCGUCCAGCGCCCGAGGUUCCCCGCAGCUGGCCGACAAACACAAGCACUGCCGGGACAACACGUGUCUCUCUCCGCGGGACCGUCCCGUCAGCGCUGUGUUCCCCAACCCCCUGGACCCCGCACAGAGAGCUUCCUCGCACCAGAUGGGGGACGCCACUCUUCCCAGGAGUGACCCCAACCUUUCAGCCCCCGAUAAAGGCUCCUCUGUGAAGAACAUGAGGUCACAGUCGCCCGUCCUCACGUCCAGAUCCCCUCAGAAGAACACCCUGCCGCCCUUCACGCCCUCCCCCACCGAGUGCCCGUCGGCGGGGCUGGUCUCCGCCUCGCCCGUCCUCUCCGGCAGCUACAGCAGCGGCAUCUCCUCGCUGAGCCGCUGCAGCGUGUCCGACGCCUCGGCCACCGAGUACGGCACCCUGGGCGCCGACCACGGCCCCGCCUCCGCCGCCGCGCUGGCCCUGCCCCUCAGCAUGCCCAACUCCGCCUCCGAGGAGCCGGUGCGGCGGGAGAACAAGACGCCGCCGCCGUACAGCGUGUACGAGCGCAACAACCCGUGCCGCCGUCCCGUGCCGCUGCCGCACAGUCUGUCGGUGCCGCCGGCCGCCCAGUCUUCGUCGUGCUCCUCGUCUUCGUCACAGGCGGACCCCCCGGCGCUGCCGCCGAAGCCCCACCAGCUGCGCACCAGCAGCAUGAAGCUGGACUCUUCGGCGUCGCUGUCCUCCGACCCCCGCGUGACCCGACCCCGCCUGCUGCCCCGCAAGGUGUCCCAGCUAUAGGUGCUGAU
Messenger RNA from Gadus chalcogrammus (walleye pollock), 6055 nucleotides. RefSeq names its product dedicator of cytokinesis 4b (gene dock4b). Gene Ontology annotation, cellular component: plasma membrane; cytoplasm. The coding region runs from base 186 to 6047 and encodes 1953 amino acids. The transcript has 51 exons. NCBI's taxonomy places the organism in Eukaryota, Metazoa, Chordata, Actinopteri, Gadiformes, Gadidae. The record is from RefSeq and is a predicted model, not a curated record. Gene Ontology annotation, molecular function: small GTPase binding; guanyl-nucleotide exchange factor activity. Gene Ontology annotation, biological process: small GTPase-mediated signal transduction; cell chemotaxis.